ACACAUACUGGAUUAAUAAUUAGGUUACUUUCUCUUCUUCACAGAUAUUUAGCAUGACUCGGCUGACUGCGCUCAGAGGAGGAGGUGACCCACUGACCAAAAAGCUUUAAGACUACGUAAAAACGUGUCACACCAACGUCCAAUCAGCAUACGGAUUGGAACAUGCUUCCACUAAUCGGAGAUCCUCAUACUAGCACGUCCAUCUCCCGUUUUAACCGUAUUACCUAAUACGAGGUUCCUAGCCAAACUCAGCAUUUCUUUUCAAAAAUUGACUACCAUUUAUUUACGAUGAAAAUGUGGAAUUGCAUCGCUGAGAGGAAAUCAAACAACUCUUUCGUCUUCAUCUAGCGAGAGGUACCCCAUACAAUUAUGGAGGCUUAAAAAGGUGGUGUGUUUUGGGGGGAAGGGGAACUUUCCCCUUCAGCUGGAAGGAUUGUUUUUGGAUGGACAUUACAAGAGAAGCUGUAAACAGUGUUGCCUUUUUCAUGUACAAAAUAGAGAAUAUAUUUUGAAAGACAAUAUAUUUGUAAAAAUUGUAAAUUGUACAUAUAUUUAUUAUAUAUUUAUAUAAAGCGUAAUUAUUGUAUUUAUACCUUUUUUUGGUGUCACUAGGUUGUGGUGAGUGUGUAACUGUCAUGGUGGACUGACAGAAGGUGUGUUUCUGUGCCCUGGGGUUGCUAGGGUGCCGUGGAAUCCCAACACAAGCACAAUUCUAGCACCCCGAAUUUUUUUGCCAGAGAUCACCUUUUUUUCGAGUGUAUGUUUUUAUUUUUUAUUUUUGUGAGUCUUCGCUGCUUUUCUAAGCUUUAACCACAACCUGAGGCUACAGGCAACACUGAGAGGGGUUUGUAGAGAGGGAGAAGGGGACUGAGGUCACCAGCAGGGGUGGGAGGUGGUGGGGUUUGUUUGUAAGGAGAAAGUUUGACCUUUGUGUCUGAGUUUGGGGGGUCACCAUGAGUGUGGUAGCGACACCUGACUGCACCCCUAAAUGCCGCUCAGCUCAGCAUGCUGACGAGGUGGUGGCGGCCAUGACGGGCGGCUCAGAAGAGGGCCGCCUGUGCGCCUUCCUGGCCGCCUACUGCUACAACGCAGCCACGCUGCGCGAUGGCUUUGGCCGCACAGCGCUGCACCUGGCCGCCUCGCUGGGCAAACGCACCCUGCUGGGAUGGCUGCUGGAGAACAAGAGUGCUGACCUGCUGGCCAAGGACAUGGAGUCUGGCUGGACAGCCCUGCACCGCAGUGCCUUCUAUGGGCACAUCCACUGCCUAAUGGCCUUGGUCAAGCAUGGUGGAUCACUCUCCAUCCAGGAUAAGGAAGGCCUGUCGGUUCUGGAUCUAACCAUGAAGGACAGGCCGGCUCAUGUUGUCUUCAGAAAUACAGAUCCCACUGAGGUGUACACCUGGGGGAACAACGCUAACUUCACCCUGGGGCAUGGCAACCAUGAGAGCAGGCACCACCCUGAGAUCAUGGACCUGUUUGCGAGGACCGGGGUCUAUAUCAAGCAGGUGGUGCUGUGUAAGUUCCACUCAGUCUUCCUGUCUCAGACAGGUAAAGUGUUUACUUGUGGACACGGGCAGGGAGGACGCCUUGGCCACGGCGACGAGCAGACAUAUCUGGUGCCUCGGAUGGUGGAGGGGCUCCUGUGUGACUACGUGACCCAGGUGGCAGCGGCGCGUGACCACACGGUCGUGCUGACAGAGGAGGGAAAUGUCUACACCUUUGGGCUCAAUCGCUUCCACCAGCUGGGCCUCAACCCGCCCCCUGCCUCCAGCCUCGUGCCCAAACAUGUAUCAAGUAAGGCCCUGAAAGGGAGGUAUGUUGUUGGUGUCGCUGCCGGAAGGUUCCACACAGUCAUGUGGACCCAUGAUGCAGUCUACACCGUGGGGCUGAACGGGGGACAGUUAGGUUAUUUGCUGGAUCCCAACGGUGAGAAAUGUGUGACCACCCCCCGCCAGGUGUCUGCUCUGCACCACAAGGAUGUCAGCAUCUCCAUGGUAGCGGCCAGUAACGGUGCCACGGUGUGUGUGACGGAGAAAGGCGAUGUUUACCUGCUGGCCGACUACCAGUGCAAGAAGCUGGCCGCUAAGCAACUCAACAUUAGGAAGGUUUUGGUGACCGGGGGGAGUCUAGACCAUCGUGUGGACCCCCAGGUGCUGAAUGAGAACGGGGGAGAGAAGGCAGCCAUCCUGGCCUUGGACGAGGCUGGAAGAGUGUUCUGCUGGCGUUCCGUGGGUGGAGCCCUGAGGCAGUGCAGGUGGGCGUACGGUCGUCAGGUGUUCAUGUCUGACAUCGCCCUCAGCAAGAGCAACAUGAUGUUCGUCACGCAGGAAGGCGAGGGCUUUAGUGGCCAGUGGCUGGGGGAGUACAAGAAGAUCACGGACAAGAAAGACCCAGCCGCAGGGGUGGAGGUGUGCGGCCACUCGGAGGCUGGUGGGGUGUACGAGCGCAUCCGUCUGGAGAAGCUCCCCUACGUCCACCGUGCCGUCAGCAUCACCGUCGACUCCAAGGGACGUAACUUUGCCGUGCUACAGUCUGACCCCAAGACCAGUCUGUAUGAGAUUCCCACCGUCUCCUCGUCCACUUUCUCCGACCACCUGCGUACACUCCGAGCCGAGACCGACGAGACGGACAGCAUCCAUGACGUCACUCUGCAGGCCGGCUACCGCACCUUCCCCGCCCACAAGUACAUCCUCUCCGUGCGCUCCGACUUCUUCCGGAAGCUUCUAUUCCGCACGGACGGCCAGGGCGACAGCGGCAACGGCGGGGAUGACUGGGGCUUGGACGAGGAGGAGGAGGUGCGCCGCAGUGAGGACGCGUCCGGCUGCGACCUGCUGGUCCUGGAGAAGGUUCCGGCGGAGCUGCUGGAGCAGGCGCUGCAGUUCAUCUACACAGACACGUGCGACAUGCUGACGCACGGCGCGCGCCCCAGCAUGCCGCGCUCCAGCCCCAGGAAGGAGCCGAAGGAGAAGCAGGGUCACGACCAGCAGGAGCAGCUCAUCCACAGCUUGCAGGAGCUGGGCCUGGGGGACACCCUGCGGGGCCGCUCGGCGCUGGAGGUGUACCGCGCGCUUCCGCCCCCUACCUGCAUGGAUAACAAGGACAAAGACAAGCCCAAGGGUAAAAGCACCAAGACUGGCAAGAAGGGCAGCAAGGGCGGUGGUGGCAGGGAAGCAGGCGGUGCCAGCCCAGUGAAGAUGCUGCAGGGUCUGGCCAAGAGACUGGGCCUGAGCAGCCUCUCCAGCAGGUUGGAGGGCGUGAAGUUUGACAAUGGCACAGUCACCGUGACGACCAAAAAGACGGGCAACAGACCAAAAUUCAACCAGAAGAAGUGCACCUACUUUUGUGACGUCACACUCCGAGCUGAGGAUGGCAGAGAAUUCCCCUGUCACAAAUGCGUCCUGUGUUCUCGACUGGAAUACUUCAACAGUAUGCUGGGCAACCCCUGGAUUGAGGCCACCAGUUGUUCUGCGCUGGAUAUGCCCACCAGCUCUGAGGUCCUGCAGGUCAUCCUAGAGUACGUUUACACGGAUGACUCACCAACUGUCAAAGAGUCACUGAAGGUGGAGUUUGUGUGUAACGUGCUGGUGGUGGCUGACCAGCUCCUCAUCCCCCGACUGAAGGAGAUGUGUGAGGUGGCCGUCACUGAGAACCUGACCCUAAAGAACGCUGCCGAGUUGCUGGAGUUUGCCUCCAUGUACAAUGCUAACCAGCUGAAGCUCUCCUGCCAGCAAUUCAUCGUGUUCAACAUGGCCGCACUACUAGAGUCCAGAGCACUGGAUGUACUGAGUGAAGAUGUGUUGGUAGAGCUGUCUGCAGCCUACAGGAGAAUGAUUCCAGCCAUGCAGAGGCGCCUGAUCACGCCCUACCCUAACGCCCCAGACCUGAGUGGGUAUGAGGACAGAGACCCCCUCUCGUCUCUGGGCACCAACAUCGAAACCAGCCUGUCCUGCAAUGAGAUUCUCCUGAAGAAAGCCAAGCUGAAGGCCAAGCGGAAACCACGGCGACGCUCCGACAGUUCCGGGGGCUACAACCUGUCUGAUGUCAUCCAGAGUCCGCCCGCUUCUGGGGAGAAGUGUUUGACCUCGGGGAUGUUCUUUGGGGACAUGGGCCCCCCAGCGAAGGCCAGCUCUGUGGAGUCUCUGCACGAGGUCGUCACGUCCGACUCCGAGGGCAGCUACAUGGGGGUGGGCAGCCCACGAGACCUGCCGUCCCCAAUAGCCCUGACCCGGCCCGAAGCACAGGAGGAGAAAUCUGGCCCAUCCUGGAUGAGGACGCCCCCCAACACCCCCCACCUGAUGAAUGGAGGCCACACCCCACCUGCAAGUUCCGCCCCUGAGCCCAUACCUGUGGUCCAAGCCAGCACUGCCCCUCAGACUCCUCCUGUGAUGGACCUCAGGAUUAUUAUGGAGAUGGAGGCCAGCUCAGUGCAUCAAGGAGCCACGCCCAAAAGCCCUGGAUCGUGGGGGAUUGUAAGCAAGGCGUCCCCCCUCCCGGCGAAGCUUUCCCAAAAGCAGAGGAAGCUGAUGGCCAUGGCCUCCAAGGAGGGAACCCAGGACAGGACAGCCGUCAUCCAGUCCCCCACCGCACCCGUGGUCAACCCCUCCAAACCCGCCAAAGCAUGGGCGACAGCUGUCCAGUCUCCCCCGGUGCUGCGGUCCUUCAGGGAAGUCCUGGAAGAGGAGGCGAAGCAGGUCAGGACCUCUCCUGCUGCCCCAGUGGCUGCUGGGAGUCCGGGGGCUGCAGUUGGACCAGCACCAGGAGCAAAGAAGGUGACCUUCAAGUGUGCUGAGACCAGCGACAUGGAGAAACCAGUAGGGCCGUGGGUGCUGAGCGGGGUGGCCAGCCCUCUGGCGGGAGCAGCUGUGACCUUUGCCACCAUCGUGGAGGAGGAGAGGCAGCAGGAGGCUGCGUUGAUCCGCAGCCGAGACAAACCGCUGGCUCUCAUUCAGAUCGAGGAGCGAGCGAUUCAGGACCUGUUGCUUCACUACCGAGCUGCCAACAAUCCUGACGAGUUGAUCGUGGUGGAGAGAGCUCCCCAGGGUCCUAUUGCCGCCCCGACCUGGAACAAGCACUAGCAGAAACACCGGCACAACAUACAAUUAACACAGAGAAAUGUUAAUACACUCUUCAUGACCCCCCCCCUCCCCCCUAACUCAGUGUUUGCAUUGUGCCUCAUGCUGUGGAUGAAGUAUGACAGACAACAGUCUGUUUUUUCUUUUCUUUUCUUUUCUUUUUUUUUUUUUUCUCAUGUGUCUCCGUUUCAUGAUGCUGCAGCUUCAUUUCCUCUCUGUACACCAGGAGAAAUGCAGUGAGGAAAGACAAAUGGGUGGUCACCAAACCUUCCUGUAUUUGAUAAAACGGAAGCAAAGGAUGGAGUGAGUUGUGUAUCUUCCAAAGGAUGGCCGUCUUGUGGUGUGCACAGAGCAGUCUAGCAGUUGCCAAAGAUCCACUGGAAAUGAGUUGUGAGGUAAUAGGGUACCAUGGUGCAAAGAUCCACUGGAAAUGAGUUGUGAGGUAAUAGGGUACCAUGGUGCAAAGAUCCACUGGAAAUGUGGUGGAGUCAUGAGGGCACCUCUGCUGGAAAGUCCCAGGCUUCAGCUCAGGCCUGGUGGAAAUGACGAAAACCAAUGGCAGGCCGGGAUACAUUAACCUGCAUGAGUUAGGUGGUCAGUAUCACUACGUGCAUGUCUGAAUCUGACUGUAGGACAGCAGAGGUGUGCUGGGGACAUUUUAAUGUGUUGAUCUACAGUGGCAGUAGUGCUAGACAGCUGGCGUUGAUGCAUAUUGCAGUAGGGCCAUCACUAGCCGUGGUCCUGCCAAGCAGUCGUUUGAAAAAUGCACAAUAAGAGCCAGACUCAAGCCUAAGUUCCUCGACUGGGGAAUGUGCCUUUCUGCCUCAUCGACCAAUAAUCUGUUACACGCGCACACAAAAAAUACGUAGAUAGAUCUAUAGGAAGGAUAUACCCCUGCACAAGUCAGGUUAGUGGAUUGAUCAGAACCAGCUGCCAUUUUUAUGCAAGGUCUUUGAGUUUGGUACCUUGUCAGCAGUUUGUUUGCUUGAGUCUCAUCUGUCAUCGUAACUAUGGCAUGCAAUAAAGACCUCGUCUGCUUUAACUGUCA
Messenger RNA from Clupea harengus (Atlantic herring), 6120 nucleotides. RefSeq names its product inhibitor of Bruton tyrosine kinase (gene ibtk). The record is from RefSeq and is a predicted model, not a curated record. Lineage: Eukaryota; Metazoa; Chordata; Actinopteri; Clupeiformes; Clupeidae. Gene Ontology annotation, molecular function: protein tyrosine kinase inhibitor activity; protein kinase binding. Gene Ontology annotation, cellular component: nucleoplasm; cytoplasm. Gene Ontology annotation, biological process: negative regulation of protein phosphorylation.